Molecule: messenger RNA, 507 nt
Organism: Branchiostoma floridae (Florida lancelet)
Lineage: Eukaryota; Metazoa; Chordata; Leptocardii; Amphioxiformes; Branchiostomatidae
Product: delta-like protein 1
Exons: 3
Coding region: 34-507 (157 amino acids)
Biological process (GO): Notch signaling pathway
Molecular function (GO): Notch binding; calcium ion binding
Source: RefSeq, a predicted model, not a curated record
UUGUUUUGGUGAGCAAAUCCCAUAGAAGGUACAAUGCCAGUUACAUCGAAGACAGUGGACAUGUGUACUGACCUUACUUUUUGUGCGUCAGAUUUUAAUGAGUGCGACAGCAGUCCCUGCUCAUCUGGCAGUACCUGUGUUAACCUACCCGGGUUAUACGGAUGUCGCUGCCCGCCUGGCUUCACUGGUCAGCGGUGUGACCAGCCGAUAGACUUCUGUGUCGUCAGCCUGUGCCAAAAUGGAGCAACCUGUUACAGUGGCCAGACUAACUACACUUGUCAGUGUGAUGAGGGAUACUAUGGUACAUUCUGUGAGGAAAAACUUGGUGAUGGCAGGUGGAGUCCGUGGCUUGAAUGGAGCCCGUGUACACAGACGUGUGGUGGAGGCGUGCAUACUCGUCAGCGCCUAUGUAACAACCCUCCACCAGCAGAAGGUGGGAAACCGUGUGAGGGUCCCUCUAGUGAGGAACAAGCAUGCAACACAGACAAGUGCCCAGCAUUUAACUGA